GUCAGUGUCACACUCACGGGUCAGCUGAUGUUGACGUAAUUAACGAGAAGUAAUGCAAAACAUUUAGCGUUUUAUAAACUGAAAACAGUUUAUUGUUUACCGCCAUGUGUGGCGCACACGUUUUUAUUAUCUACAAUUUUGUUAUUAAAUAAAGUGUAUUAAUUAUGACCUUAACAACAAUGUUAGUGUCCGUGGCCGAACUCUCAAAUAUUUUUUCGGUGCUCGCGGUACUACUAUGUUUCUGUGCCAUGGUUCUCUUCAUUACCAGGCCCUCAAGAAACAUGAUGGUACUUCGAGUGCACGGUGACGAUAUUGUGUUUCCGAAUAAUUUACAUCAAGUACCUCCACGUAUUCCUCAAAUGAAUAUGAUGAAAGUGCACAUACCUUUUACCUUCAAACUAUUAGAAAAAUCUAAGUCGUCCUACUCCGAAGUACAAUGCAGCAUAUCCAGUCAAGUCCAAUAUCGGAUCCAAGUAUAUUGGGGAGUCAACAUUAGAGAGCUGCAUAUCAAGUUAUGGCGUCCCUGGUCCACUCUACGAGAUGCCUGUUUAAGUGGCAAUCUAUUAACUGGUUAUUUCCAACAGCCCGGGCCGUCGUUAAGGAGGGAUCCUCACUCAGACGACAUAGUAACAUUAAGUCUACCAGCACCUCCAUUAGAAUUAGGAACGCCACCUAGACUUUGUUAUCCAUUAGUUAUAUUUCUCUUAAGACUUGACCCCGAGGAUCACGUUCAUCCAGAUGAAACUGUAUCCCUUAUAAAUGUAGUUCACAUUAAGGAUGCCGUAUGUACAUUACCUACCAGUAUUUUAGCCCAAUAUUUAAAGCAAGCAAACGGCCAAUUAUCCUGUUUAAAACAAUUAUAUUUAGCGACGGGAAAUCCCGGAGGCUACGAGGAUGGCCAAAUUCCUUUAGCCGUCGCUGAGCCAAUCAAUUCCGAUUCAAAUGGCAUACGACACACUUUACUAUGUCCUAGCAAUGAAGACUCGGCUGUGUGGAAUAGCGGCGGAGAGCAACUUUGUGUUGUUUGUCAAUACUUUCCGUUAUCAAGAGCACUUUUACCUUGCAGACACACCUGUAUCUGUGCAAGUUGCUUUGACAAAUUAGAACGAUGCCCUAUGUGCCGUGGCUCAAUAAAGAGCUACUUCUGCAUCAGAGGAGAAGAGUAUAUGCCUCUACAAGCCGCUCCGAAAUUAACUCAAACAUAUAGUCCAUUAUAUACCUGGCUUGAUAGUUGGAAUGACCGUCUAAUAGAUUUCUUAGGUUUUCAACGAUAAUACAAUAGAGAUGUUUUAUUACUAUUACUUUGUAGUUAUUUGUAAAUAUGAUAAUUAAUUUAAAACAAAUUUUUAUGAUAUUGAAUAUUGAUUAACGCGAGUUUUAUGUGUUUUAUGAAUGAGGAAUGUUGAAAAAUUGUGUAAAGUUUAGUUUUAAAUAAGCAGUUCUGUAACUGAAUGAUGUUUAUAAUUUAUCGUAAAAAAACUGUGAUAAUAUACAUUGCAUUGAAUUGUA
Messenger RNA from Photinus pyralis (common eastern firefly), 1509 nucleotides. RefSeq names its product cell growth regulator with RING finger domain protein 1-like. Bases 165 to 1274 code for a protein of 369 amino acids. Gene Ontology annotation, biological process: negative regulation of cell growth. The record is from RefSeq and is a predicted model, not a curated record. The transcript is spliced from 6 exons. NCBI's taxonomy places the organism in Eukaryota, Metazoa, Arthropoda, Insecta, Coleoptera, Lampyridae.